Messenger RNA from Sclerotinia sclerotiorum 1980 UF-70, 1089 nucleotides. RefSeq lists its product with no specific name. The transcript has 4 exons. Lineage: Eukaryota; Fungi; Ascomycota; Leotiomycetes; Helotiales; Sclerotiniaceae. Bases 1 to 1089 code for a protein of 362 amino acids. The record is from RefSeq and is a predicted model, not a curated record.
AUGGUGGCAUUUGCCCUACCUCCUUUUAGCAUUUUGCCUUUUAUGAUUGCACACUGGCUUCUAUCUUACGACCAGCCAAUAUGGACGCAGAGUCAACGCCAAAAGACUCAACCAAAAGCUGUCAAGUCCGAGACCAGGCUCACAUUUGGUGUCGAGAUCGAAUACCUCUUAGCUACUGUUCACCCCAUUCAUCCUUCUCCUGACCCGCGGGAUCCUCCAUCAAUGCUUUGGACUUCUGCUACGGGUGAUCUGCCAAGUGAUGAUGAACUUGAAACUAAUUGGCUCCUUAAACAUGAUGCGACCGUCCUCGGUAUUGUGCGAGUCGAUCCAUAUUACAGGGAGUUUGGCAUGGAAAUGUCAUCUCCGCCAUACUACUAUGACGAGGCUUCCCGGGAAGUUGGAUACCAGCAGAAAUUUUGUCGAGCUUUUCCCUGGGGCACCUUCGGCCAAGCAAAUCCAGAUAUCACACGCCUUGAUUUCCUCAACCACAUUCUUUCUUCCGAGAGCUAUGAGCAACUCAUCAUAGAUUUCACGACAGAGUUUACCGACCGCCUUGGAUUCAACAUAGGCAAUCUAACCCUCCCCUACAAAAGUUCCAAACGCACCAUCGAAUUCCGUCUCCAUCAAGGCACCCUAGAUCCCGACGCCAUCCUCCAUUUCACACAUCUCUGCAUCAAACUAACCGAAAAAGCCUGUCUAACCAAAAACCAAGAAGCACACAUCGGGCGUCUCAGAACCGAUGUGGAAAAACCCAUCGGUCUAGGUGUCCAGGAAUGCAGCACCGUCGAUCUCCUCAUGUGGCUGGGAUGUCCGGCGCAGGCUUAUUACUAUGGUAUUGCAAUGGUAGCGACGGAUGCAAAGAAAUUUAAAGAGCGGAUUGAGCAGGAUACGCGUCUCGCGAGGGAGCAGGCGCAACUGGCUUAUGAGAGGUGGGUGGAGGCGAGGAGGAAGGAGAAGGCGUUUGCGGAUGAGGGGGGGGAGGACCGUUCGCAGCGUGGGGAGGAGUCGAGUUCGGGGUCGCCUGUUGCGCCGGGUUUUGAUCUUUCGAGUUAUGAUUUUGAUAAUUUGGAUAUGAGGGGGGGUUUUUGA